Penicillium daleae is the source of this 1653-nucleotide messenger RNA. RefSeq lists its product as uncharacterized. Gene Ontology annotation, biological process: regulation of DNA-templated transcription. NCBI's taxonomy places the organism in Eukaryota, Fungi, Ascomycota, Eurotiomycetes, Eurotiales, Aspergillaceae. Bases 1 to 1653 code for a protein of 550 amino acids. The record is from RefSeq and is a predicted model, not a curated record. The transcript has 2 exons. Gene Ontology annotation, molecular function: DNA-binding transcription factor activity, RNA polymerase II-specific; zinc ion binding.
AUGCAACCACUCGUGCUUCAUCCCCCGAGCCUUGCUACCGCCCAGUUCGGACAGCCACGGUUCAGCUCCGGCCCAGAGCGGCUUUCGUUGAAUCGGUCUUGGUCUUCCAAUGCUCGAGGGUAUAGCCCCCGGGCUCCUCUUCCCCGUCAAUCUAUGUCUGGCUCGCCGCCGGCCGAAGAGCCCCCAGUGACAGCCGGAAACCCUAAGCCGACUUUAGCAUAUGCGUCCGUUUCUUCGCCGGCAAUAACUACUGCACCAGUAGCUACUGUUAUCGAGGUAACCACCGGUUCUAGUGGCCAUAUUCCUGGGCCGACACUAUCACAGCCUCUGUCAUCCGUCAGUGAGCCUCUCCCAGCACAUAUUGGGGCUCCACGAUAUGCAGAAAUUAGCGGGCCACCGCCGGCAGCAUUCGGUGUCGGCCCAUCCCAACCAUUACCAGGAGCUCCACCAUAUCCUCUCUCAGCGAUGGAAUCAUCGAUAGCGGGACCAGCGCACCGAUCACUUGCACAGAAAGCAACACGACGUACUAAAGCUCACGUAGCUUCGGCAUGUGUCAACUGCAAGAAGAAGCACCUGGGGUGCGAUCCCGCACGUCCAUGUCGAAGAUGUGUCCUCGCUGGCAAGGCCUCUUCAUGCGUGGAUGUCACACACAAGAAGCGAGGGCGACCACCGUUGAAGGCCGAGGAUUCUUCUCUCCGCUCCUACUCCCAUGCUCAUAUUGAUAACACAACGAUGACCGCUGAAGUCCAGCCUUCGACAGGCCCGCAAAGAACAGUGAUGCAUCGAGGAACCUCAUCCCGCGAAUUGAGGCCGAUGACGGAUCUUCAAGGCAUAGGCGAGCCAGUACCAGCAAAUGCUGCAGCAAUGCGAGUGCCACGCGGCCAACCACAGCGAUGGUCUGCAUCUGUCUUCCCUCUUACGAGACCUAUGGGACAGUCUCCUUCGAUGCCGGGUGCUGUGGGACGACGACCAUUUUCUUCAUCAGGACCGCCAGCUUACGCACCCCCAGCAUUCGUACCAAUUACAAGUGGAUUCAAUCCAGUUCUCAAACCAGGAACGAUGCCACCAGGAAUAGAGAGAAGGUACCCACCUUACGCGGGUCCAGCUUUGCCGCUUCCGACAUCUCCUCCUCAGCAUCAUUCACCAGGUGUACACUAUUUGCCCUACACUGAGGCUCCCACUGCGACCCUACACCAACCUUUGAGUGAUCCUCGGAUGCCUCAUGGCCCUCGUGAACCGUAUCUCGAAUCACCGGUCCGACUACCGCCUAUACACCAAGCCACAGUUAGUCCCGGACCUCCUCCCCAGCCGCAUCACGCCCAUCGCUUGAGCGACCCGUACCCGACAAGCUGGAGCUCGUCCGGGCAUGAAGACAUCUUGAGGGAGCCGAGAUCCCCAGCCCAGCUACAACGACCAAUCAGCUCGGCAUUUUCGCUCUCGCCAUCUCACCAGCGCUCCUCAUCCAUGACCGGUCCCCUCGAUCCAGUGCCACGGCAUCUAGGCCCUGUAGACUUUCCCUCGCCAUCAACUCUCAGUCAUGCUUUGCCCGCAACAACGCGAACAACUACUAAUCUCACGACCGAAAGUGAAAAUGAAGAGCCUAGACCAAUCAAACGUCGCAGAAUGGCUCUGGAUGAUAUGGUCAACGGUUGA